Molecule: messenger RNA, 3357 nt
Organism: Chenopodium quinoa (quinoa)
Lineage: Eukaryota; Viridiplantae; Streptophyta; Magnoliopsida; Caryophyllales; Amaranthaceae
Product: U-box domain-containing protein 5-like
Exons: 6
Coding region: 582-2810 (742 amino acids)
Biological process (GO): protein ubiquitination; cell surface receptor signaling pathway
Cellular component (GO): nucleus; cytoplasm
Molecular function (GO): ubiquitin-protein transferase activity; protein binding
Source: RefSeq, a predicted model, not a curated record
GAUGUCCAUCAAAAUUGUGCGGCGGUCCCCUUCUUGUUCAUCUUUUUACAAGUAGAAAUUUGGAAUUAGUCAAGCUGCUUUCUUUUUGCCGGGAUACUUAGCUUUAAUAAUUUCAUCUUUUUAAAAAAAUCAUCUUUUUUUUUUUCACUUUAUUGUAUUUCUCUCUUCUCCUGUUCUGCAACUUUCAUCUUCAUAUAGUUCUGAUUCUCCAUUGUCACUAUUUCAUUUUUCUGUUCUUUCUUCUUACCCACCAAAAAUUACAAAAUUGUUUAAAUUUUUUUAAAAAGUCCUUUUUCUUGUUCUUCUGCUUUGUAAAUUAUUCAUUUGGAGGUGUCUUGGGAGAAUUUCUAAAUUGUUGUAUGAUGCAGUAGGAUUUUUAGUUUAUAUUUAUUUAUUUAAUUUAAUUUUUUUUAAUUUUUUUUUAUAGUUUUUUUGGGGUUUAAUGAAGUGUAAUCUUUGUCCUGGGUGCUAAUUGGACAAUCAAGGGUAAACAGUGAAGGUUUGAUAAGGGAAGAAUAUAAAAACCCAACAAUUUUCUGGGUUGCUCUCUACUAUUGGUCUUCUGGACAUUAAUCUUUCAGAUGGGGUCUGAUGUCUCUGAAGUGCAGGAAACAACAACGCAGACUCUUUCUAUUAAGGUGCAUAUAUCCAUGUGUACACAACUCCUGGGACUUGUUGAAAUUAUUGAUAGUAUAAUUUCAGUUAUCGAAGCAGCUCAACCUAGGUGCUCCCUAGGAUUACAGGCACUUUCCCAUUUACGCAUUGCAAUUGAGAAAGCCAGGGAACUUGUUCAGAACUGCCGCAUGUCUAGUAAGCUGUACCUGGCAAUGACAGGGGAAACAGUAAAAGCAAGAUUUGAGAAAGCAAAAAAUCGUAUGGAGCAAAAUUUGAGCCAACUUCAAAAUAUGGUUCCUGUGGCUUUGAAACAGGAGAUUUCUUACAUACUUGUUGGUCUAAGAGGUAUAAAAUUCUCCUUGGACUCAUGUGAAGAAUUGGCUGGCAAAGCGUUACGAGCGAUACUGCAGCAAGAUCCAUCUGUAAAUUCAGUUGGAAAUUCGGAGAUAGAGUUGCUUCAGCUCGCAGCUUCAAUGCUUCAUCUAACGACACAAAAAGACCUCAAGGUAGAAAGAAGACGCUUAAAGAAUCUCCUUAAUGACGUGAAAGAAGAAGGGUCACAAAAAUGGAAGACUCUGAAAUACCUUCUUUAUCUCCUGAACAAGUAUGAAAAACCUAUAGUGGAAGGGCAAACAAGAAGCUUCUCAACUCAGCAUGAUUUAGCUUACAUCUCUGUGAAGUCUGAUAGUGAAUCUAUAACAACCCAGUCUCCUGAUCUUCAUUCCCGUGCAGAUCAUUUCAACUCUCUUCGCAGGCCUGACCCACCUGAGGGAUUUAUAUGUCCCUUAUCCUUAAGGUUGAUGUAUGACCCUGUUAUUAUUUCUUCUGGACAAACUUAUGAAAGGGCAUGCAUACAAAAAUGGUUUGAUGAGGGUCAUGAUACCUGUCCAAAAACAGGGAUGAAGCUAUCUAAUCUGUCCAUUACACCCAAUACUACCAUGAGGAAGUUUAUCUUAAAGUGGUCUAUGGAAUAUGGCAGUGAAUUUCCUGACCCAAGUAUAAUCGCAUCAGAAUAUGGCUCCCUUGAGACUUCUUCAAAUUCCAUCCGUAGCACUGCAAGUUCUAUGAAAGAUAUAUAUCUUCAAAUAGAUAUGAGCAACUUAUCCCUUGGAUCUCUUGAUAGCAGUUACAGUAGUAUGUCACAUGCUAAGCUUGAGCACAGUUUUGGUUCUAUUAAGAAGUCGAUUGAUGUUGAAUUUCAAAAAUUUGAAUUCUACUCUAGCAUUAAUGACAUUAGAAAACGGUUCUUAUCUAAUGUCAGGGAACUUCCUUGGGAAUCACAGUGUACAGCUAUUCAAGAUGUUAAUACUUAUUUGAUUGACUAUAAUCCUUCUUGUGCUUUUGUCUCUUCCGAGAAUUUUCUGGAUCCAUUGGUUUUGUUCUUGGAAGAUGCUCUUGUCAAGUGUGAUAAUGAAGCUCAAAAGGCUGGAAUUAAAGUGCUUUCAACAUAUCUCCAAGCGAAGAGGAAGGAACCCGCACUUUUAAAUGAGGAUGUAUAUCGUCUCUUGGUUUCUUUCCUUGCAACUGAAGCUGCUGCUGAAACACUUGCCAUAAUGGAAUUAUUAUCUACUGAGGUUGAUUUUUUCAGAUUUGCAGCAUCAGGUGCUCUGACUUCAAUUCUCAAAAUGCUUGAUAGCCACAAAAAAGAUCUUCAAGAAUCAGCCCUUAAACUACUGUAUAAUCUUUCAUCGAGAAUUGAUAGUUCAUCGUGCAACUUAGCUUCAGAUUGGAUACCUAUAUUGGUUCCUUUCUUGGAAGAUAGCUCAGUUGCUGGAACUUGUUUAGGCAUUUUGGAGAAGUUGUGUCUGUUUGAAGAGACUAGGAUUUCUAUUGCUGAGACCCAAGGCUGCAUUGCAUCUAUCAUUAAGGUACUUGAGGAUUGCAGCUACAAGGACCAAGAGCAUGCAGUCCGUAUUCUUCUUGAUUUAUGUUCUCAACACGAAUAUUUUUGUCAAAAGGUCAUAUGUGCGGGAUGUAUACCUGCUGUCCAUCAUGUAUCAGUCAAAGGAAGCGACAAAGGAAAGGCAAUCGCAUCAGAAUUGCUCCGGCAGCUGAAUGAGACUAGAUAUGAAGAAGAAAAGCAAGAGUGCCCUAGAUCUAUAGGUGAUGUACCUGUGGCUCGUCAUGUGGGAAAUUAUGCUCAAAAGUCGUGUAAAUCACCUGGUUUUAUCAGGAGGCUCUUCAGAAAGAAGUGAUGCUCUUUUCAAAUGGUAUGAAGGGUAGCAACUUUGCUGUUUCCUGAACCAAAAUUUUGAGGUAUACUAAUGAUGUAGAUUAAGAGUGUCAAAUUGGUUAAUUUGCUACUUGCUAACUUACUACUAGUUGCUAACUGAUCCAUUACUGAUGUAGCUUUUGUAUGUACUGAUGUGAUUAUUUUUUAUUUUUUUUUACCUGUUUGGUAUGAGGUGAUAAUUGGAGGUAAAACAUUCAGACUUUGCCACUGAAUUAAGAAAAAUACUCAUUUCAGUUACCUCCAUUCAUCAUCUUGUAUGCUGUAUCAAUCGGACCGUUAGGGUAACCUGUAGUUUCUUUGUUUUGAUUAGUGUAUAGUUUCUCUUUGAUUUGCAUGGAAUGGAAUUUCAAAUAGGAUUAGAAACUUGUACAGAGCCUCUAUAAAUGGAGGAAAUACUACUAUUUUUCUUUUUCUAUAUGGUAAAAGUUAGUUUGUAAUGUUGAACUAUGUAAUGUCACUUUCCUAGUUUCCUCGCAGAAUAUAAAUGAAAUUUCUUUGUUUGUGCUAUA